GCAAAAAAAAAAAAAUCCAAACCGAAUCAGUUACGAGGAAUGCAGGCAAAAUGUCAUCACUUUCCAAAUAUUGUCUUGUUUUGGCGGAGUCGCUUGGGAUACGAUCGCCACUGACGCGGGUACAGUGAUGGCUUCACAUUAGCUUUGUCGCAUCACCGUGCACCCUUUUGAUCGCUCCCGCGGUGGCUGUUGUUAGCGUUUCUCUGACAUACAUGAGUCCCAUUCCGUAAGCAUGACAAAAGACAUAGUGCUUGGAGAUGAUCUGCCGGACUGGGUGGGCGCAAAGGAGUUUUACCAGAAGUAUGACCCCAAAGAGGUGAUUGGCCGGGGCGUGAGCAGCGUGGUGCGCAGGUGCGUGCACAGACACACCGGGCAGGAGCUGGCCGUCAAGAUCAUCGAGAUCACCGCCGAGAAGAUGACCAUCCAGCAACUGGAGGAGGUGAGGACAUCCACGCUCAAGGAGAUCCAAGUCCUCAACAUGGUCAAAGGCCACUCGUCAAUCAUUACUCUCGUUGAUUCCUAUGAGUCCACUACCUUCAUCUUCCUGGUGUUUGACCUAAUGAGGCGGGGGGAGCUGUUUGACUACCUCACAGAAAAAGUGACCCUGAGUGAAAAAGAAACAAGGAGCAUGAUGCGAGCUCUGCUGGAAGCGGUGCGCUACCUCCACUCCCGCCACAUUGUCCACCGCGACCUGAAACCUGAAAACGUUCUGCUGGACGACCAGGGACACAUUAAACUGUCCGACUUUGGCUUCUCGGUGCAGCUGCAGCCUGGGGAGAAGCUGAGAGAGCUUUGUGGAACACCCGGCUACUUGGCUCCCGAAAUACUGAAAUGCUCCAUGGAUGAAAUGCACCCGGGCUACGGAAAAGAGGUUGACCUCUGGGCAUGCGGCGUGAUCCUCUUCACCUUACUGGCCGGCUCGCCGCCCUUCUGGCAUCGCAAACAGAUGCUGAUGCUCAGGAUGAUCAUGGAGGGCCGCUACAAGUUCGGCUCGCCCGAGUGGGAUGACCGCUCGGACACUGUCAAGGAUCUGAUCUCCAGGCUGCUGGUGGUGGAUGCCGCCGUGCGUCUGACGGCCGAGCAGGCCUUAGCUCAUCCUUUCUUCAGGCAGUACCAGAAGGAAGACGUGCGACGUUUCAGCCCCAGAAGGUCGUUCAGGGUGUUGAUCGUGACCGUGCUGGCGUGCAUCCGGAUGUACGCCCGCUAUCGCAGGGCCCGCCCGCUGACCCGCGAGGUGCUGGCCCGGGAUCCUUACUCGCUGCGGGGCGUGCGCAAGCUCAUCGACGGCUGCGCCUUCCGCAUCUACGGCCACUGGGUGAAGAAAGGCGAGCAGCAGAACCGGGCCGCCCUCUUCCAGAACACCGCCAAGGUCAUGCUGCUCGAGCUGGAGGACUUUGAAACAUAAACCUCAUCUUUAGUCUUGUUUUUCCACUGGCGCUGUUGUGUUCUGUCAAGGUGCGGUUUCAUUUUUAGAGGAGGGACUCGGGAAUUUAUGCCUUACCGCAUGCUGUCUCAAGCACGCACAUAGUUUAACAAAAAUAAGAAUCCUGAUAAGCAUUUUUGGGGGGCGGGCUGAGGGGGGUUGUUUUAAAUUGCCUCAAGUCACAUUUUUUGCAGUGCGCUUUGCGCUAAGGGGCAUUUAUGCACGUUCUCAUUCGUGUUUGGGAAAACACUGUGAUUAGCUAUUUAACAUGAAACUACUCGCAAGAAGUUUGCUUUCGUCGGGUUUCAGUUGAACCUUUGGGAUGAAUCUAAAAUGUACAAGUGAAGAAAUGUGCGUUUCACAGUUCCGAGAAGGUCAAAUCCAGUUCUGGAAAGGAUCUCGUGCAUUUUAGGUUCAUCCUCAAAUGUCAUCCAAACAUUUCAUGAGUCGUCUAUUACGCAUACGGCUGUGGAUGGUGUCUCAUAUUUACAGAUCUUCUAAGACAAAUGUGAAAUAUUUACAGCGUGUACUGUACUUGGCAUGUUUUUGGUUGACAAAAAACAAAAAUCUCCAAGUUUCUUCAAGAAGAAACCAAGCGUUUGUGACUGUAUUUCCUGUGAAAAACUCAUUCCACUGCACCAUGACCGUUGAAAGCGACGAAAUAAAAACUAUUUAAUAUUUGCUCCAC
This is a messenger RNA of Hippocampus comes (tiger tail seahorse), 2111 nucleotides long. It is a transcript of the gene phkg2, whose product is annotated as phosphorylase kinase, gamma 2 (testis). Gene Ontology annotation, cellular component: phosphorylase kinase complex. Lineage: Eukaryota; Metazoa; Chordata; Actinopteri; Syngnathiformes; Syngnathidae. The record is from RefSeq and is a predicted model, not a curated record. The transcript is spliced from 10 exons. The coding region runs from base 233 to 1405 and encodes 390 amino acids. Gene Ontology annotation, molecular function: ATP binding; calmodulin binding; phosphorylase kinase activity. Gene Ontology annotation, biological process: protein phosphorylation; glycogen metabolic process.